AUGGACUUUCAGAAGAUACGAGACCGUGCUCUAUAUAUCAGGCGCUGGUUGAAGGCACGACCAGAGAAAGAAAUUGUUGUUGUCAGCCACGGUGGAUUCUUGCAUUUCCUAACAGACGACUGGGAGGAUGGAUCAACCGGCUGGGCCAACACUGAGUGCCGAACUUACGAGUUCCUCCCGGACGGUAACGAUUCAGAAUUGGAAGAUGCCAUGAUACAAGAAACAGUGGAGUCACGUCAAUGCCGUGGGAAAUUUGGUCCGCCGCCUACGCGUGCUUCGCAAAAGGAGUUAUGCGGUCUGAUACUACAAGGUUGGGCAGAUCAAGGGUACGCUAUUCGCGAAGGUAAUUCAGUUGAAGAUGAGAUCAAGCUUAGAUAG
Molecule: messenger RNA, 378 nt
Organism: Penicillium cataractarum
Lineage: Eukaryota; Fungi; Ascomycota; Eurotiomycetes; Eurotiales; Aspergillaceae
Exons: 3
Coding region: 1-378 (125 amino acids)
Source: RefSeq, a predicted model, not a curated record